This is a messenger RNA of Leptidea sinapis, 2641 nucleotides long. RefSeq names its product terpene synthase (gene qm). Gene Ontology annotation, biological process: isoprenoid biosynthetic process. Gene Ontology annotation, molecular function: prenyltransferase activity. Lineage: Eukaryota; Metazoa; Arthropoda; Insecta; Lepidoptera; Pieridae. The transcript is spliced from 8 exons. The coding region runs from base 126 to 1061 and encodes 311 amino acids. The record is from RefSeq and is a predicted model, not a curated record.
UUGCAGACUGCAGACUGCAGUUAAUAAUGAAAUCUUUAUAAAUAAUUUGAAAUAGUUCGAACUCUCGCAUUAAUCAAGAAUAAUUUGUUUGUUACGAACCUUUUGGUGUAUGUAUAUAGUUAAAAAUGUCACAAAACAAUAGUGAAUGUGUCAAGAAAGAAGAAAUUGAGAAACACAAUGAGAAACUACUCAUGCCUUUCAAAUAUAUUCUUCAAGUGCCGGGAAAGCAGAUAAGACCAAAACUGACAGCUGCUUUCAAUUACUGGUUACAAGUGUGUCCUGAGAAGUUGAAGGCUAUUGGUGAAAUAAUACAAAUGCUACAUAACUCAAGUUUGCUACUGGACGAUGUUGAGGAUAAUUCCACGCUUCGAAGAGGGAUACCGGUUGCUCAUUCAAUAUAUGGAAUAGCCAGUACGAUAAACGCAGCGAACUAUGUUAUCAUCAUUGCGCUUGAGAAGACAUUGCAAUUGGGACACCCGCAAGCAACAACAGUGUACACGGAACAAUUGUUGGAGUUGCAUCGAGGUCAAGGACUAGAGAUAUACUGGCGGGACAACUUUAUAUGUCCCACUGAGGAGGAGUAUCGGGAUAUGACAAUAAAGAAGACAGGCGGGCUGUUCCUACUGGCAAUACGCUUAAUGCAACUGUUUAGUGACAACAACACCGACUUCACUAAACUAUCACAGAUAAUUGGCCUGUACUUCCAAAUCAGGGAUGACUAUAGCAAUUUGCGAUCACAAGAGUAUACUGAUAGUAAAUCGUUCUGCGAGGACUUAACGGAGGGCAAGUUUAGUUUCCCGAUCAUCCACGCAAUCAGAAGCAAACGUUACGACAAUCAAGUACUUCAUAUACUUCGCCAGCGAACCACUAAUGUGGAGGUGAAGCGGUACUGCAUCAAGCUGUUGGAGAAAUGUGGCAGCUUCCAGUACACGAGGGACACGCUGCAGGCGCUGGACCAAGAGGCGAGAGAAGAGAUAGCACAUUUGGGAGGGAAUAAAUACUUGGAGGAACUCCUCGACGAAAUGUUGAGCUGGCAGCGGGACAACAAGAGCGUGGAGUAAAUUGUAUAAUACGAAACUGUUGCGAAUUGAAGUUGUGAUAGACUUACUGUCCACACUGAAGUUGUAGUACAAUUAUAUAGAUAUCACAUUUAUCAAAUAAGGGCUCUUUUCUUGUUAUGCGUCUUAUGAUCCUGCGGGCGUGCGGGCACCUGCAUUCUAUUAUACAUUGUGCUUCUUAACGCGGAUAGGUUGCAAGUGGCAAAUUGUCUUGUCUGUGGCCAGGUUGUCGUAGUACACGCAUGGACGUGAAUGGACAUCCGCGUGACAGGGAAAGUGCCCCAUUGAUUAUAUUUCAUCACCAUGGCGGCUCAACCAAUCGUCGCUACCAAUAUCUCUAUAGAGAGUUUCUCAUCUGGAGUCCGUUUGGUUACGCAACCAAUUUUGCGGCGCGACCAGUUCGGACGCGUGCACAGUAUGUUACUGAUUGCGCCGCCACUCUGGUCGCGCCACCACUAAUUAUUAUAGAGGUGUAUGGUGUCUCACUUUCUCCUCUUUGCAUGCAACACGUGUGCACUGUUCUGUUUUGUUUUUUAAUUGCAUGCGAUGGACAAUCUCGAUACAGAAAGGUUUAUUAUCGAAAUUCAAAGUAAACCAUCAAUUUAGGAUAAUUCCUCAUCAGAUCAUUGGGAUAGAGAUUAUAAAUGAAAUGCUAAGUUUAAAUAAGGAUAUAAUUGUCCUCCACUGUUUAUUUUUCUUACAUACAGCUGUAGUGGUAUCUGUUCGAGGUCCAUUACUGUCUCAGUGAUGUGUGGCUACUCUGGUUGCGCCGCCAUGAUGUCCCAGUUAACGUUGGAUUCCGUUUAAAUUAAUCCUUUCUAUGAAUGUAUUUAUAUAACACAUGGGUGAAAAAAAAUUACUACAACUUCGGUGUGAACAUUUUAGCGCAACUUAUUGUUUAAAUUAAAUUAUCAGUCAUAUUUUUGGGUUACAAAUAUAGUUACCGUGCGUGGUGGUGUCUCAAUUUAUUGUUUCAGUGUUAAAAAUGUGUUUAUAGGUUAUGUAAAUAUUAUGUUCUUAUGUUUUUAGGAUGCAGGAUCAGAAAUAAUAAAGAAUUAUUUAAUUGUAUCGGUCGGUAUUUGUGGACGACUGAUUUUAAGAAUUAUUUCAAUUAGUUGUACUGUAUCUAUAAAAAGUUAUGAGAUCUGGCAUUGAAUAUGACGACAGUACCUCUGUGUACACGGUCUUAUACCUACAUGAAUGAGGGUCGGUAACCGAAUAAUAUGAUUUAUUAUAUAAUUAUGGAGGAUUUAAAUUAUAUUUUUUUUAUAUUACAUUUUGUAAUUGUUACUUUUACAUAUUCUUAUGAUAUGUUGACUUAAGUUUUUGUACUUAUACCAUUGUUAGCUUAAUUAGUACUAACGGUUAACUUAACUGUUUAAUGUGGUUCACUUUGUUAAGUAGAAAUAAUUAUUGUGAUGUUUUUUUUAUUGUAGAUCAUCGCGCCACGUAGAUAAGUAACGGCAAAUAAGUUGAAAAAUCUUAUUUUCAUUAUACUCUAAACGGUAAUGAAAUUUGUCUUUUGUAAUUUUAUACAACGUGGCGCUAUAAUGGCGAAUUACUAUUUGUUCGUUUUGUAUUUA